CAGGAAGGGAGCUGUUCCCGUCAGAAAGUGAUUCUGGAAGUACAGCCAGUGACCGAGCUUUACUCACACCCAGCUUCCUUCCUUCACUGCAGGAUUAGUUCAGCUACAGAGUGAUUGGAAUACAUCCACCUUUUCCAAACUUCAAGCAUGCUGCCUGCGUACAUGGCUGUGAGUAUACAGAGAGCUCGGUACUGAAGCACAACAGCAGAAAAUUCAUUUCUAACAGAGCUGAGUGAUGAUGUUUGGAAGAAAUGGCAUCUUCGGAAUAGGAAGUUCCUGGAAAAAAGUGGUGAAGCAGGAUUCAUCCGAGAGGAAAGUAGUAUUGACCAAAGUGACAGCCCUGAAAAAUGGCUCGGAGUGUGAGGACAUUUCCUCCCAUCCAACACUAGCCAAGACAAGAACUCACGAGACCUGUCCAAGAUCACAAACCAAUGGUGGCAAUGAUCUAGCAAUGUCUGGAGAGCAGAACUUGUUCGCGGAACUCGUUGACAGAAAGGGAUCUUCAAACUGCACAGUUGUGAAACUGUAUAAAUCCGAAUCUGAGGACUCUGGUGCCGAAUUUCCAAGUGGUGCACGUUCUCCCUUGACCCCAUCGGGGUCCGAACAGAGCCUUGUCAUACAUCGAAGAGUGUCAUCUUGUGACUCAGGGAUGGCUUUGAGCAUUUCUUCCACGUCUGCAAUCCAGCAAUCACCUCCAGCAGACUCCUGUCCCAAUUCUGCAGCAUGCAUAAAAGAAGAUCAAGAAAUUGGUGAACAGCAACACUCUGUAGUAAAGGAGCCCACAGCUUCUACAGAUUGCAGAAAGGACAACAGGUCAAGCAUCCACUUAAGUCUGAGUCGUCCGGCUGUGGAUGAAGCAGUGAAGCAAUCCAAACAUGUAUCACUUGUUGAAAUAGUCAUUGCUGACACCAAUUCUCUUCCAGUUUCAGAAGGUAGAAUGCAGCAUGCAGAAGUAGCUCAAUUAGGUCAUGAAUCAUUGAAAAGGGGACAAUCAAAUGAUAGUCUUGAUAAAUACAUGGAGAAGUGCUGCAGAUUAAGUGAGGCACACCAGGAUAAGGCUGCGGACCGGGGUUCAGGCCUGGGAUAUCUGGAGCAUAUAUGCCAGUUGAUUGAAACAAUCGGGCAACUCCAGGAGCAGAACAAGCAGCUCCAGAAGCAGGUGUGGACUGUUGAGAGAAGCCUGAAGGUGACCAGGGUGAAAGAGGAAUUUUUCUUGAAUCAUUGUUCCUGUGGAGCUGUUGGUAUCUAUCAGACCAUCACCAGCCUUCCUGCUCUGGAGAAUGAGUUACUCAAAGCCCUCAGCAGCCAGGGAGGCUCAUUUGUACUCGACUCCAAUUCACAGAUCGCGAGAAGCCAAGGUGGUGAUAUGGAGCCAGGUGGAAGAGGAUGGGUCAGGAAGCCCAUGUGCAAGGAGGUGGGAAGAUCUAUAGAGACUGAGGUGAAACAUAGCCUUGAUGGUACAAGGAACUUGAACUCAUCUCACAAAGGAUUCCAAGAGGUAAAAGCACAAUCUGGUGGGAAGGUUCUGGUUAGGAAUUCCGGUUUAAUAGAACAGAGCAAUGCCCAAGAAGUGUCCAGCUUCAUAAAAAGAUCCUAUGGACAGCUCUGCAGAACUGAAGCUGGAACGUGCAACACUCGAAUGAAGGAGUCCAUCUCUACCAGUGCAUCAGGAUGCAACAGCAGUUAUGACUGGGACAUUUCUCACUGACUCUUCGAGGAUGUCUGGUAAAUAAAGACUGGACAAGAACAAUCUUCAAAGAAAUGUCAAAUCCAACAUGAGUUAUCAACUGAUUAAGUGGAUGCUGCCAGGUUCUGGGACGGCAGUAAAGAGCUCACUACAGCUGGUAUUGUUAGAAGGGUACUUAAGACAACCAUCCAGUCGACUGGAUAUGGAAUUACUAUGCAAUUCAACCCAACAGAUCACGUAAAAACAGAGAUUAUAUCUGUUGACCUUAUUUUUAAUUGCACAAGAUACAGCCAAAGUCUAGUGUUUUAUAUUGCUGCCUAACAUAUGUAAAGUCUUCUAUGGACAGCUUUAUUAGCUGUUAUAUCAAAAUUCAUUUUCUUGAAUUGAGUUUCCAUUAGAAAUAAAUCUCAUCAGAAGUAGAUUUCUGAUAAAAACAUAAAAUCCUAUUAAAGAAUGAGAAAACGUCUAAAUGAUCUUAAUUUCAGAGCUUUAAUUCUUAAUUGGAUACAGAUCUUUUUCAAAGUGAUUUAUUACCACCUAUUCCCAUUGUGAAGUGAUGCUAGUUGGGAAACUGUUCCUCAGGAAUAAUUAGCAACCAGCCAACUUUCACAUUGAUGUGUAACAAACGGUAUGAGAAAAGUGACAACAUUACUGAACCAAGUUGUCUGCAGGAAGAAAGGACAUGCCUUUCCAUUAAGAGCAGCUGAAAUAUCAACAUCUCUAAUCCGAGGGAUGGUAAGACAAGGGCAAGUUACCAAAUCCUAGGCACAUUAUGGUUAUAAAUACAGUAUAUUUCUAUGUCAGAAAUUUUCUGUGUUUUGUUUAUAUCAGAACCUUGGUAACAUCACCAAAGAAGUGUAACAAAAGCACCCAAGCUGUAACUUAGAGAUUUCUACCGACAAAUUUUCUAAGUUUUCUAAAUAGAAAAUUUUCUUAAUGAUAAGAUAUUAAACUGAUUUGCCUUAGUUUUGUUUUGUUUAUAAUGUAUGCAUUAAUGCAAUUUAUAUAGAGAAAUAUUUAUCGCAAUUUUCUUAAUGUGAAGCUGUCUGUAAUUGUACAAGUAUAUAUAAAGUAAUUCUAUAUUACUAUAUCUGAACAAUACAAUUAAUAUCUGCAAAAAUAUUAAUAAAAAGAAACAAC
This is a messenger RNA of Mobula hypostoma (lesser devil ray), 2827 nucleotides long. RefSeq lists its product as uncharacterized. Lineage: Eukaryota; Metazoa; Chordata; Chondrichthyes; Myliobatiformes; Myliobatidae. The coding region runs from base 236 to 1708 and encodes 490 amino acids. The transcript is spliced from 8 exons. The record is from RefSeq and is a predicted model, not a curated record.